Messenger RNA from Sungouiella intermedia, 1677 nucleotides. NCBI's taxonomy places the organism in Eukaryota, Fungi, Ascomycota, Pichiomycetes, Serinales, Metschnikowiaceae. The record is from the annotation of a GenBank genome assembly.
AUGGAACAAGUAAAGUCUCAUCGUUCGCCUAUCCAGGCAAUUCGUUCCAACACCACGGAACGUAUGGCCCAUCACUUGGACACAGUUCUCUCCAAUCGUGAAGAAAUUCGUUCUAUUGACAACCAACAUGCCGCUGACGAUACUGAUCUUUUGCACCAGAUUGGUUACAAACAAGAGAUGAGAAGAGAAUUCUCAACCUUCCAGGUGUUUGGAAUUGCCUUCUCGAUUAUGGGUUUGUUGCCUUCCAUCACUACGACUGCCGCCGUGGGCUUGGAGGCCGGUCCUGUUGGUCUUGUGUGGGGCUGGUUUGUGAGUGGACUCUUCAUUCUUUUCGUUGGUAUUUCAAUGAGUUUUUUGGGUUCGUCCAUUCCAACCUCUGGAGGUUUGUUCUACUACGCUAAUUACUACUCGGGUGAGAAUGUGAGAGUGCCUUUGUCUUUCCUUAUUGGCUGCUCCAACACCUUGGCCUUAUGUAGUGGUUUAUGUUCCAUCAACUACGGUUGCGUCUCCGAAUUGUUUGCUGCAGUUUACCUCGGCACCGGUUUCGAAUCCACCAAGUAUCAGGUAUAUGGGGUUUUCGUCGCCAUUGUUCUUACACAGCUUGUUGUGUGUUCUGUCACCACCAAGAUGACCGCUACCGUUCAGUCCAUCUCCAUUUACAUGAACGUUUUCAUUAUCAUUUUGUUCUUGAUCGCUGUACCCAUCGGUACUAAGGUUAACUUGAAGAGAUUCAAUGAUGCACACUUUAUUUUUGGUGAGUUGCAGAACUUCAGAGACUGGUCCCCCGGUUGGUCAUUCAUGCUUUCUUGGAUGCCUGCUAUUUGGACCAUUGGUGCCUUUGACUCGUGCAUUCAUAUGUCCGAAGAAUGUAAGGAUCCUACCAGAAAGGUUCCUAUCGGUAUUAUUGGCUCAAUCUCUGUUUGUUGGAUUGUUGGAUGGUUCAUCGUCAUCGUCAUGUGUGCUUGCAUGAAAGACGGAGAUGUUGAGGCUGUCUUGGGUAGUGACACCGGUAUGGUGGUUGCACAGAUUAUCCAGGACUCAUUGGGAUCUAAAUGGGCCAUUGCCUUCAUGUCGUUGAUUGCAAUUGCUCAGUACUUGAUGGGUAUGUCUCUUCUUAUUGCAUUGUCUAGACAAGUAUUCUCUUUCGCCAGAGACCACGGCUUGCCAUUCGUCUACAACUACGUCAAGGUGAUCAACCCUAAAAUCAAGGUUCCUCUCCGUGCCACCAUUUUCUCUGGUAUUUUCGCUUGCAUUUUGGCCUUGUUGAUUUUGAUCGAUGCCACCGCUGCCAAUGCUCUUUUCUCUAUGGCUGUGGCUGGUAACUUGCUUGCCUGGGGAGUCCCUAUUCUCUUGGUGAUCUUGCCCACUGCGUCUGCCAAGAGAUUUGUUCCAGGUCCAUUCUACUCGCUGAAAUUCUUCUACCCGAUCAACGUGAUCUCGUGUGUUUGGCUUUCCUAUGUGAUGGUCAUGUGUAUGUUCCCAGACAACAAGGCUGUGAGCAAGGACACCAUGAACUACACUUGUGCUAUUAAUGGUGGUGUGUGGUUGUUAUCCCUCAUCUACUUUUUUGCUUAUGGCUACAAGCACUACCACGGCCCCAAGUCGAACUUGUCUGCUAUUGAUGCAGAGGAAGCCGUAUCGAUGCAAAGUGAGACCAUUGACGCUAAACUUGGUUAG